This is a messenger RNA of Acomys russatus (golden spiny mouse), 781 nucleotides long. RefSeq names its product vesicle associated membrane protein 5 (gene Vamp5). Lineage: Eukaryota; Metazoa; Chordata; Mammalia; Rodentia; Muridae. Gene Ontology annotation, cellular component: plasma membrane. The record is from RefSeq and is a predicted model, not a curated record. The transcript has 3 exons. Bases 223 to 534 code for a protein of 103 amino acids. Gene Ontology annotation, biological process: Golgi to plasma membrane protein transport.
UCACCAGGACGCUGGUGGCCCGGCAGGAGGCGCCUCGCGUGCCCUGUCGCCGCCGCUUUCGGUUUGCCCGGGUCGGGCACCCCUGAGAAGGCGCGCCCCCCGCCCCCUUGGCCCGAGGGCCCGCCCCGCCCCACGGCUUCCUCCCCGGCCGCGGGCACUGAGGCCGCUCGGGGUAGAGGAGCCAGAGCCGGCGAGCAGGCGGUGGCGGCGGCUGCGGAGGCGAUGGCAGGGAAAGAACUGGAGCGAUGCCAACGGCAGGCAGACGAAGUGACGGAGAUCAUGCUCAACAAUUUCGACAAGGUCCUGGAGCGGGAAGGCAAGCUGGCAGAGCUGGAGCAGCGCUCGGACCAGCUCCUGGACAUGAGUUCAGCCUUCAGCAAGACGACCAAGACUCUAGCCCAGAAGAAGCGCUGGGAGAAUAUUCGAUGCCGGAUCUACCUGGGGCUGGCAGUGGCUGGUGGCCUGCUCAUCAUCCUGAUUGUGCUGCUGGUCAUCUUCCUUCCGACGAGUGACGGGGACAGUAAUAAACCAUAGGCCUAGGAAGAAGGCACUGCUUUAGGGACUGAGGACUGACCCAGCCUGACCCGGAAGAGAGAAAGGCUACACUGCCCUGUUCUGGUCUCCAGAGAAUCCUGGAGGCCACCCAGUGAGUGCCGAAGGGCAUCCCGGAUGUGUGCAACUCUGCAUCUUCCAUCAUGCCAUAGACUGGCCCUUCAGGGCAGCCUGCUGCACUGGCCUUACUAGGCCAUACCACUGGAGCUCAGUAAAAGCUGCUGUUUGG